AGGAGCUUGAUCCAUACAUCAGGGGGAGACGGGGCGUGUUUGAGGUGCAUAUAUCCACUGGAGUAGCUGUUUUGCAGAGUUUUUGAAUCAUGGCGAAGAACAACAGCCUCCAUCCAAGCAGCAAUGGAGAGACGGACGACUCACCAAACAUGCUGGUUUACAGAAAGAUGGAGGAUGUGAUUGGCAGGAUGCAGGAUGAAAAAAAUGGCAUACCUAUCCGUACAGUGAAGAGUUUCCUAUCCAAGAUUCCCAGUGUCUUCUCUGGUUCAGACAUUUUGCAGUGGCUGCUGAAGAAUCUAUGUAUCGAGGAUCAAGUGGAGGCUCUUCAUCUGGGCACACUGAUGGCGGCUCACGGCUACUUCUUCCCCAUCUCUGACCAUGUGCUCACUCUUAAAGACGAUGGCACAUUCUACAGAUUUCAGACUCCGUAUUUUUGGCCCUCAAACUGCUGGGAGCCCGAGAACACUGACUACGCUGUGUACUUGUGCAAAAGAACAAUGCAGAACAAAGCACGUCUGGAACUUGCUGAUUAUGAAGCUGAGAGUUUAGCACGACUACAGCGGGCAUUCGCCAGGAAAUGGGAGUUUAUAUUUAUGCAAGCAGAGGCUCAAGCAAAAGUCGAUAAGAAAAGAGACAAAAUUGAGAGGAAAAUACUGGACAGUCAGGAGAGGGCUUUCUGGGAUGUGCACAGACCAGUGCCAGGGUGUGUGAACACAACAGAAGUGGACAUAAAGAAAUCAUCCAGAAUGAAGAACCCUCACAAAACAAGAAAGUCUGUGUACGGCCUUCAGAAUGACAUUCGCAGCCAUAGCCCCACCCACACACCCGCCCCUGAAGCCAAGCAACCAACCGAGGAAGAGCUUCGGGAACAGAUCAAGUUUUGGCAAGCACAGUUAGACAGACAUCGAUUGAAAAUGUCCAAAGUUGCAGAGAGUUUGCUGAGUUAUACUGAACAGUAUUCAGACUAUGACCCCUUCCUGUCCACUCCUGAUCCAUCCAACCCCUGGAUAUCAGAUGACACAACGCUCUGGGAGAUGGAGGCCAGUAAGGAACCCGGUCAGACUAGAGUUAGACGCUGGGGCUUUGGAAUCGACGAGGUGUUGAAAGAUCCCGUUGGGAGAGAGCAGUUCCUCAAGUUCCUGGAGUCUGAAUUUAGCUCGGAAAACCUCAGAUUCUGGCUGGCGGUGCAGGAGUUAAAGAGGAGGCCAAUCCGUGAGGUGCCAACACGGGUGCAGGAGAUCUGGGAGGAGUUUUUGGCUCCUGGAGCCCCCAGUGCCAUCAACGUUGACUCGAAGAGCUACGACAAAACCACACAGAACGUCAAAGACCCCGGACGAUACGCUUUUGAGGAUGCACAGGAACACAUCUAUAAGCUGAUGAAGAGUGACUCUUACAGCCGUUUUAUUAGAUCCAGUGCCUACCAGGAGCUUCUGCAGGCUAAGAAAAAGGGAAAAUCUCUGAUACCGAAGAGGCUGCCUGCUGUCGUCCAAUCUUGCUGAGCCUCAAACAAUCCACCAAGGAUGAGGACGCUGUCAUCUUCAUCUCUGUCGUCUGAUUGGUCCAGAUCGCAAAUACCCUGGCCUGGACAUCAGACCAAAUCACAUGCAUGUCCAAGAGACUGAAUUUUUACAUCAGUUUCUACUUGCUACUUGCUAGUUUCAGUCUUUAAGACAGUUAGAC
Molecule: messenger RNA, 1680 nt
Organism: Sinocyclocheilus rhinocerous
Lineage: Eukaryota; Metazoa; Chordata; Actinopteri; Cypriniformes; Cyprinidae
Gene: rgs7a
Product: regulator of G protein signaling 7a
Exons: 17
Coding region: 90-1499 (469 amino acids)
Biological process (GO): regulation of G protein-coupled receptor signaling pathway; positive regulation of GTPase activity; intracellular signal transduction
Cellular component (GO): plasma membrane; cytoplasm; neuron projection
Molecular function (GO): GTPase activator activity
Source: RefSeq, a predicted model, not a curated record